Messenger RNA from Cladocopium goreaui, 1823 nucleotides. The record is from the annotation of a GenBank genome assembly. NCBI's taxonomy places the organism in Eukaryota, Dinophyceae, Suessiales, Symbiodiniaceae.
GCAAAAGUAACACUGCGGACACGUUUGGCACUGCUGCGACUGGUGGCAGUAUUGUCGUUCCAGAUGGUGGUGCAGCUGUGACAGGGAGUCGCUUUCGACUACCUCCAGGAGGUGUUCUUCCAUCCUUGCACAGCGAGAGGCCCAUCGCUGCUGAACCAAGACCUUAUCCCAAAGCAAGCACCCUGCAAAAUAUCCUGGGCCCUGAUGGUAUUGACUCUCUCGCUGGCGCAGCGGACUACGGGCAGUUGUCAGCGGCUCCUGGAAAAUCCACAAGCACUCGCUCCAAAGAGGCCAACAUAGGUGAGAGCAUUGAGGCUAAUGGAGAGAGGCCAGAGUGGGAAAGCCUUUUUGAUGACCUGCAAGACGAGCCAGAGGUUCAGAGUUCAGCCCAUGGAGAGGAUUGGAGGCCUGGAAAUGCGGUCGGUCCUGAUUGGGACCAGCUCUACAAGAGGCUUCCAAAUGCCAAAGCUGGUGGCGGAACUACUUCGACAAAUGGAAGGUCUGACAACGAUGGCCUUGACUAUGGGGCUCUGUUCAAUGGAGUGGGUGACCCAGAUGACGACUUGCCGCCGCUAGUUUCUUCCGAGCAGAGGGCACCUGGCCCAUCAGGGAGCAUGGUUGGACAAAGCGCGCCUGCAUCCCGCCAAGUCCGCCAUGAAGGAGUUCAGAACAGCAGGGAUAACAAGCAGGAGGAUCCUCCAGACGAGGAAGAGGCACCAACUCCACAGCGAAGGCUUGUGUUUGACCUGGAUUCCAGUUUGGUGGAUUUGGCAUGCCACUGGCAGAAGUACAGCAUCCUUGGGCACUUCAAUCUCUCGGGGCAUGCUGACGAAGGGGUUGAGGCCUGGGGAGAGAAGCUGCUUCCCAAGGGUGUCUUGAGUUUGGCCGAUUUUCGAAAUCACGGCGUUGAACUGGAUCUGAGCGACACACAUGUUGUUGCUUCUGGCUUUCAAGAACUCGAAGAGUUUUCUGGUGCCAUCAAGCGAGACAGCACUGUGACGUCUUUGAGGUUGACAAGAGCAAAGAUUGGUAACUCUGGAGCCAGCUGGAUUGCAGGAGCUUUGAUGCGAAAUCAAGCUCUAACUGAACUGGUGUUGAGCAGCAACGGGAUUACAGAUGAAGGAAUCGAUCCAAUUGCUGCGGUUCUAGACAGCAACAACGUGCUGAAGAAGAUUGACCUUUCUGACAAUCGCAUUGGGUCAAGGGGUGCCCAGCAACUGGCUUCUGGCGUAUCCAGGAACAGGUCUCUGACCGAGCUCAACCUGAGCCGAAACAGCAUCGGCGAUCAGGGUGCAGAGGAAUUUCUGGCAAUUUUGGACGUGGCGGUGCGGCCGAAACCUGCAGUUCUGCGGGUUCUGGACCUUUCUGGCAAUUUAAUAACAAGGCCAACCGAAGAUCGCCUGAUGUCUGCAUAUCACCGCAAUAUCACGGUCUUGAACACCCUGCGGCUCUCGGAGGCAGAUGGCCAGGUGGAUCCUGACAAGGGAAAACCUCCGCGCUUUACAGUCGUCUGCACCCAGCAGGGUAUUGAAGUUCGCGCGGGGAGACCAGGGCCCAGAGCUCAAGUCAGCUGGGAACAAGAUCAAGGUGAUGUUGAAAUUGUUCUCAAACGCCCAGAAUUGAGAAGAACCGACUCAACGAUUGUGGACGUUGGCUUUGGUUAUCGUAGGCUGAAGGUCACUGUCCGUGGAGAGCUCUUAAUGGACAUAGAGCUUGCAGCGCGUAUCCGACCUGAUGACUGUGCCUGGACUGUCGGGGAUGGCUACCUUCAGGUGGUUCUUGCAAAGGCCGAAGUUGGAAGAUGGCAGUCCCUCACUGCUUGA